Messenger RNA from Lycium barbarum (goji berry), 1874 nucleotides. Its product is annotated as protein PIN-LIKES 3-like. The record is from RefSeq and is a predicted model, not a curated record. Lineage: Eukaryota; Viridiplantae; Streptophyta; Magnoliopsida; Solanales; Solanaceae. Gene Ontology annotation, biological process: endoplasmic reticulum to cytosol auxin transport. The coding region runs from base 563 to 1816 and encodes 417 amino acids. The transcript has 9 exons. Gene Ontology annotation, cellular component: membrane.
UAACAGAAAACACUAAUAUAUAUUAAUCUCAUUUCUCAUGCAUUGUGUUGCCAAUUCAGCAUCAGUGCACCCAGCUACCGGUCCUGCCAAUAGCUCUUUCCUACAAGUCGUAAGCUGAUUAAAUUAUAAGUGCAGUACCAUAAUUGAUAACAUACAUACACGGAUGCUUAAUGCAUGCGUUUGUGCAACUGAUUUCCCUUAUUUGUCGUUGCACCUCCUUCCCACUUGUCUUUUUAUCUAUUUCUUCUCCUCUUCCAUAUCUAUUCAUACCAAUUUGUUAAAGAAACGAAAAAACCAUAAAGGAGUACUCCUUAUGUUUUUUAUUCACGAAAGAUUCUCGAGGUUUUGCUUUUCAUAAUCUUUUCUACACCUAGUGCCUAGGUGGUUGCCUUUAUCUUUUAAUAUGGAGUAAAUAACUACGGAAAGACGGCAACUUUACUGUUUGAUUGCAACGUCCUCUCUGUAGAUUCUAUUCAUCUUCACAUGCGCUUUCUGUGUAAAAUUUGCUGAGGAUAGAAUUUGCUUCUGUGGAAUAUCGCAAUUUCAAGAAGAGAUUGGGGAGAUGGGGCUAUUGGAUCUCUUCAUCGCUGCAUCAAUGCCUGUGCUCAAAGUUCUUUUGGUUACGGGACUUGGAUUACUACUUGCUCUCGAUCGCAUUGACUUGUUGGGAGAGGAUGCAAGAAAGCAUUUGAAUAAUAUUGUAUUUUUUGUAUUCAAUCCAGCCCUUGUCUCCAGCAACUUAGCCAAAACAAUCACAUAUGAAAGCCUGAAAAAAGUGUGGUUCAUGCCUUUCAAUAUCCUCUUCACUUUUAUUAUUGGUUCGAUUCUUGGUUGGGCAGUCAUUCAAAUUACAAGGCCUCCCAAAGAUCUACGUGGACUAGUCAUUGGCUGUUGUGCUGCAGGAAACUUGGGCAACAUGCUUCUCAUUAUCAUUCCAGCCGUUUGUAAAGAGAAAGGGAGCCCUUUUGGGGAUCCUGGUGUUUGUCACACGUAUGGAAUGGGCUAUGCUUCACUUUCGAUGGCAGUAGGGGCGAUUUAUCUAUGGUCUUAUGUUUAUAAUAUCGUGAGAAUAUCUUCAAGCAAGGGCUCAAAGGAAGUUGAGAUUAAUGAUUCCUCCGCCAGUAGAUCUUCGAGAGAUGGCUCUAUAUCACAACUUGGGACAUCAUCAGAAUCACUACUUCCAUCGAAGGCCUUCCAUGGAUCCGAGCCACCAGAACAACUUGGGCUUCCUUCCACUAGAUUUAAUCACAAAAAUCAGGAACACCUUUGGACUAAACUAAAGCAGUACAUGGAAACUCUUUCAAGGAAGAUCAACCUGAAGAGUUUAUUGGCCCCUUCUACCACUGGAGCGAUUGCAGGUUUUAUAGUUGGACUUAUACCUCAGAUAAGGAAGUUGAUGAUUGGUGAGGUAGCUCCUCUACGUGUGAUCGAAAGUUCAGCUAUUUUACUUGGGGAUGGAGCCAUCCCACUUCUAACACUAAUCAUGGGAGGUAACCUUUUGAAGGGUUUGACGGGCUCAGGGAUUCAGAAAUCGCUACUUGUUGGCAUUAUUGUUGUCAGAUAUAUUGCCCUACCCCUGAUUGGUAUCAUUGUAGUCAAAGGAGCUAUCCACUUGGGUUUGGUGCAACAUGAUCCGUUAUAUCAAUUUGUGCUUUUACUUCAAUUUGCACUUCCACCAGCAAUGAACAUUGGUACCAUAACACAGUUAUUUGGAGCUGGUGAGAGUGAGUGUUCAGUGAUUAUGUUUUGGGCUUAUGCAUUGGCUUCAAUAUCGCUUACUCUGUGGACAACGUUCUUCAUGUGGCUUGUAGCUUGACUUCAUAUUUUUAAUCAGACGUAAAAGCUGACAUGUGCAGUGUUCUAUUUUGCUAAAA